AUGCCAACCACUCCAUCUUCCAGACGGCAUUCCCAGCGAAAUCGACGGGGAAGCACCCCUCCAACACCAGGACAUAAUGGCUCCAAGCUUGCGGGACGCAUAAUGUGGUUGCCGCAUGCGAAUGAGCUGAGCUCCUCGACUGGUUUUCCGGAGGAAUCCCAUAAUCAUCCUGUUCUGGUGCUUUCGAAGAAACUGUCUGCAGACGGGAAGGUUGACAUUCUCAUGAUGACAUCCUUCGGCGGCAUGGAUCUCGAAACGAGGCAUCGGUACAGCAGAAUCCAACUACGAGAAACCUUCCUACCCAUUGACCCGUCCCCUCCCCAUCCGGAUAACAACAUCCAACUCAAGCUCGACCACGGUGUGACUUUAAGAAAAAAUUCCUACGUGAAGACUGAGGAACAGCGGCAGAUUCUGUUCUCCCUUCUGAGGAACUAUGAGCGUCACACAAACAAGAUCUACGCCCUCACGGAUGCUUCGUACCAGAUUGUGGUGGAACACUCCGGUUACCGCGAGCCGGUUCACUCUGUCACAGUGCCGACAAGGAUACAACCUGUUGCUCAACCUCAACCAGAAAGAGUCUCGAGUUAUGGUUAUGGAACAAUCCCAACUUCACAGCCAUACCCCGCCUCACGACCUGCCCAAAACACACAAAGCAACUACAACGGCUACAACAACUACCAGUACAAUUCUGGUGUCCACUCCCAGAGGAAGCGCAAUUCCGCAGGACCUUCCGGUCACUCGUCAGGCGGAUCUCCAGACGAUCUCUCACCAAACGCCCAAGUCGUUCUUGGCCUUAUCCUCAUUGCCACCUUCGCUUGUGGAGCGGCUGGCGUGUACUGGCUUCUCCAGAACUUCUUUUCCUGGGCUUCUGAGGGCAUCAGACACGGCAAAAGGCACUGCGUUGAAGGCUUUAAGAGGGUGGAUUGGCAUCGGGUAGCUAAGGCUUUCGGAUCCUUCUCUUGGCAUGUUGUGGUUGCUCUGGCCAAGGUCGUCAAGUGUGUGGUGGUUGGAGUGGCUAGGGCUGUUGAAUGGGGUGCGAAGGGCGCUUGGCGAUUUGCGAUGGAUUGGGUCAUGGAAACCGAGAAGGGGAGGCUUGGGCACAGGCUUGAGCACUUUUUUCCUCGUGCUUGA
Molecule: messenger RNA, 1131 nt
Organism: Neurospora tetraspora
Lineage: Eukaryota; Fungi; Ascomycota; Sordariomycetes; Sordariales; Sordariaceae
Exons: 3
Coding region: 1-1131 (376 amino acids)
Source: RefSeq, a predicted model, not a curated record